Molecule: messenger RNA, 1880 nt
Organism: Oxyura jamaicensis (ruddy duck)
Lineage: Eukaryota; Metazoa; Chordata; Aves; Anseriformes; Anatidae
Gene: TMX3
Product: thioredoxin related transmembrane protein 3
Exons: 16
Coding region: 23-1474 (483 amino acids)
Biological process (GO): peptidyl-cysteine oxidation
Cellular component (GO): endoplasmic reticulum
Molecular function (GO): protein disulfide isomerase activity
Source: RefSeq, a predicted model, not a curated record
CCGCCGCCCGCCUCCUGCGCCCAUGCGCGGCGGUGAGAGGUCGGUGCCGCCGCCCGCCGCUUCCCCUUCCGGCCGUGCCGGGGCUCCUUGCAACAUGGCCGCGGUGGUGGGCGGCCGGCCGGGCGGCCCUCUCUGGGCGGCAGCGAUGGUUGCGUUCGCGCUGGCAUCGUCAGGUGCGGUUUUUGUGGAGGACCUGGAUGAAUCGUUUAAAGAAAACCGUAAAGAUGAUAUUUGGCUUGUAGAUUUUUAUGCACCUUGGUGUGGCCACUGCAAGAAACUGGAGCCUGUUUGGAAUGAAGUGGGUUUAGAAAUGAAAAACAUGGGCUCUCCAGUAAAAGUUGGGAAGAUGGAUGCAACUUCCUUUUCUAGUAUUGCAUCUGAAUUUGGAGUGCGAGGCUAUCCAACAAUUAAGCUCUUAAAAGGAGAUUUGGCAUACAACUAUAGAGGACCUAGAACAAAAGAUGAUAUAAUUGAAUUUGCUAAUAGAGUAGCAGGACCUCUUAUCAGGCCACUUCCUAGCCAGCAUAUGUUCGAGCAUGUGCAAAAGAGGCAUCGUGUACUUUUUGUGUAUGUUGGUGGGGAAUCUCCUUUAAAGGAAAAAUACAUUGAAGUUGCUUCAGAACUAAUUGUUUAUACAUACUUUUUUUCUGCCUCAGAAGAUGUGCUACCUGAGUAUGUGACCUUGCCUGAAUUGCCUGCUGUUGUUGUCUUCAAAGAUGGAACUUACUUUGUAUAUGAUGAAUAUGAAGAUGGUGAUUUGUCAUCCUGGAUAAACCGAGAAAGAUUUCAAGGUUACCUUAAUGUAGAUGGCUUCACGUUAUAUGAACUUGGAGAUACAGGAAAACUUCUGGCUAUUGCAGUUAUUGAUGAUAAAAACUCUUCACUGGAACAUACCAGACUAAAAUCUAUUAUUCGGGAAGUUGCUAGAGAUUAUCGGGAUCACUUUCACAGGGAUUUCCAGUUUGGCCAUAUGGAUGGAAAUGAUUACAUUAAUAGCUUACUAAUGGAUGACUUGACAAUCCCUACUAUUGUUGUUUUGAAUACCUCCAAUCAGCAGUAUUUUCUACCAGAUAGGCACAUUGAGAAUACAGAAGACAUGGUUCAGUUUAUUAACAGUAUCUUGGAUGGCACAGCUGAAGCACAGGGUGGUGAUGGAGUUCUGCAACGAAUCAAGAGAAUAAUCUAUGAUGCCAAGUCUACUGUAGUGUCAGUGUUCAAGAGUUCACCGCUUCUGGGAUGCUUUCUCUUUGGGUUGCCCCUGGGUGUCAUCAGCAUUAUGUGUUAUGGAAUCUGCACGGCUGAUACAGAUGGAGGGGUAGAUGAACAUGAGGCAGCUAAAAAGGAGAACAGUGAUCGGGAGCUCACAGAUGAAGGCAGUGAGGAAGAACAAGAGGAGGAAAAGAAUGAAAACUAUACAGAACUUUCAGAUGGAGAUCUUAAACAGAAAGACCUAUUGGAAAAGAAAAAAGACUAGUUGAGCAAAAAAUUCUCUAGAAUUUCCAAAUAGACUUAUUUAUUGAAGAUGGUCAUUUAUUGAUGAUCUUCAUGAAAGAGGACCUUUUUGUCUGCAUUAUGGUAGUUUUGACUUGCAUGUGUUCAAAUUUUCUCAGAUAUUGACAGGAAAAAAAAUUGAAAUAAAGAUGUUCUCUUAGUUGUCUUUAAUGAUUAUCAAAGAAGGAAUUUGCAGGUACGAUUUGACACCUUUUGUUUUGGAAGGUUUGGGUUGUUCAUUUCCAGAACAGCGAGAUAAAGACAAUGCUACUUGACCUUUGUAUAUGUGAUGAACUACUAAUAUAGCCCAGAUAAACACUGAUAAAAUUAAGGCGGAAUACGAAGAAAGUUUAAAAGACACCCGUCAAGUCUUUCAGAACCUGACAGCU